Molecule: messenger RNA, 1153 nt
Organism: Lathyrus oleraceus (garden pea)
Lineage: Eukaryota; Viridiplantae; Streptophyta; Magnoliopsida; Fabales; Fabaceae
Product: mediator of RNA polymerase II transcription subunit 9
Exons: 6
Coding region: 187-813 (208 amino acids)
Cellular component (GO): mediator complex
Source: RefSeq, a predicted model, not a curated record
GACCAUUUUUCAAUAAGCUUAUAUCUAUCUAGUAAAGCUUUUUGGCCAAAUACAUUGAAAAGUUAUUGCUAGGGGAGUGCAAUUUUCUUAUAAAAAACAUACAUAUAAAUAUAAAUGAAAUCAAGGUACUAUAGAAUUAACACAGGAGAAUCGAAUUGAACCGAAGCUAGAACAGUAGUAACCGCAAUGGAUCAUUACUCUUCUCCCGGAGGCACCUGGACGAUGAUCCCAACCCCAAAUUCCAAUUCCCAAAUCCAAUCCCAAUCUCAAUCCCAUUCCCAAUCCAAUCAAGACCCAAACCUUUAUCUUCAACAACAACAACAGCAAUUUCUUCUUCAACAACAACAACAGCAGCAACAAUCUUUUCAACAAACACAAACACCCCAAUCUCAAUUCCAACUCCAACAGCAACAGCAACAACUUUAUCAACAACAACGACUUCUACAGCAACAACCACAACCACAACCACAACCCCAACCCCAGCAACAACAGCAGCAGCAACAACAGCAGAAUCUUCACCAAUCACUCGCUUCUCACUUCCAUCUCUUACAUUUGUUGGAGAAUUUGGCUGAGGUUGUUGAACAUGGAAACCCGGAUCAGCAAUCAGAUGCAUCGAUUGCUGAAUUGAGUAACCAUUUUGAUAAGUGUCAGCAGCUGUUAACUUCAAUCUCUGCUUCUAUUAGCACCAAAGCCAUGACCGUUGAAGGACAGAAGAAGAAGCUAGAGGAAAGCGAGCAAUUGCUAAAUCAACGAAGAGAUUUAAUUGCCAAUUACACAAAAUCUGUAGAGGAGCUUGUCAAGUCUGAGCCAUAAGAGUCUAUCAUUCUUUUCAGACGGAUGUUGAGGCGGAUAUAUACAUGAAGCGAGAUCGAAGUUCAAAUAAGAGGCAAAACUUCUGACGGAUAGACUUAUCAUUUUCUUCUUUCAGCCAUACCGGAGUAUGUAGAAGCAUGGCAGAAAGUGUGAAAUUUGGUAAUCUGAAGAGAUGUAAUGUAAACUGAUAUACAUGAUGUAAAAAAGGUUACCAAUGUUGAAUUAAGACUUUUCAAUUGUGAUUUUGGAGUAAAAUUUUCAUGUAGAUUAAACUGAAAAUGUCAUUCAUGUAACUGAAAAUGUCAUGGCGGAAUUGAAAUAUAAAAUGGUUUUAGGAACA